Messenger RNA from Lachancea fermentati, 1152 nucleotides. NCBI's taxonomy places the organism in Eukaryota, Fungi, Ascomycota, Saccharomycetes, Saccharomycetales, Saccharomycetaceae. The record is from the annotation of a GenBank genome assembly.
AUGACGGGAAGCACAAAUCUAUUGCAUAUCAGCAGUAACCAUGCAUUAGAGGAAGGUUCUUUACUCUUACCACGCGACAUUUUCCUCAGUCAGGUAAAGUUCGAAGCUUAUAUGCACAGGUACUCAAUAAUUGCGUUAUUGCUCUGCAACGUUCUUUUAUUCGGGGGUUGGCUGAUUUGGGACAAGGUUAGAAUGAUAUAUUAUUUUCCUUUGAACAUUUUACUAAUAACACUGUUCUCGGUUCGAGAUAGUAGAUUUUUUAAAGGGGUGUUCAAAUCGACCUCGAACAAGAUGGAAUUCUUGGAACAGAUUGUUGCAAAUAAACCUGGUACGUGCUUACCACUGUGGGAUUCAAUUGCAGUGAAACUCAACAGAUACUUUUUCGCAAACGGUUCAACAUCGUCACUUUAUUUUUUUUAUGAUGGUGAGAACUGCUUGAAAGCAUUUAGGAGACUUUACCUUUUGCCUUAUUUGAAUAAUGUCACUGAGGAGGACAAAAAUAAAUCCAUAUGCGUAGAUCACCGUGAUAAGGUCGAGCAAAUUGUUCAUGAAGCCAUGGUCGUAUAUCAGGAAGGUUUAAGAAAACAGUGGUCAAGCAACACUCUGGGGUACUCUGAUAAAGAAACAUCGACUCCUUCCCACUUUCAUUUAACCAGCUUGCCAAGCAAUAUCUUUGAGAAUAAGCUCAAGUAUUAUUGGAAGACAAACAAGGUGUGCGCUUGGAAUUUUGUCGCGGAUGUAUCAUUUUUACCGUCAACGUACAGAUGUGGUCAAGUUUAUUUUGUACUGCAGCUCAUUUUCAUGGUCUUUUCUAUUUAUAUGUUCAUGGCCUCAAAGAACGAAGUCAUGACAAUAUCCAAGAGAUUUAUAUUUUUGCAGGAAGUUGAUAAUCACGCUCAUAUCAUUGAAGAUGACGGGUGGGACUUAGUUGCUGUAAGGAUGAACGAGCAUUUGAGCAACGGUGAAAAGUCAGCCCCGUAUUUUUUUUAUGACGGUAAUGCAUGUUUUUCAUACUUUCGGACUAUAUUUGGCAUUGAUCAGGGAAACAGAAUCAAAAAUUUCAAGAACCGACUACUAGGUCUAAAAAUUCAACAACCAGAGCUGGAACCGUAUGUCAAUCAAGUUGUUGAACGAUUAGGAGAUGCCAUAUAA